AUGUCUUUUGGAUGUGAUGUUUUUGGUUCUAAAAAUAUAGGGAUUGGAAAUUCUAGCGCUAUAUUCACUUUAGAACUUCUAUUGGGAAGUUCAAACUAUUUAUCUUGGGCUUCGUCAGUUGAAUUUUGGUGCAAGGGUCAAGGUGUGCACGAUCACUUAACGAACAAGACUUAUGUGGUAGAUGUAAAGGCAAAGACUAGUGAGAAAGAUGCAAAAGUCAAAGCACAUUGGGAGAAAAUAGAUGCUCAAUUAUUUAGUCUCCUAUGGCGUUCGAUUAUUUCCAAAUUGAUGCCCUUGUUUCGCCCAUUCCAAACGUGUUAUACAGUUUGGGAAAAGGCGUGUGCUUUAUACACUAAUGACAUUUCUCGAUUCUAUGAUGUGAUAUCUCGAUUGACCAACUUAAUGAAACAAGAAUCCAUUAUGUCUACUUACUUGGGACAGGUACAUGCAAUCAUAGAGGAAUUCGACACGUUGAUGCCAGUGACUACGGAUGUGGAAAAACAACAAGAACAUAGACAAACAUUGUUUCUAGUUCUUACUCUUGCUGGACUUCCUCCUGAUAAUGAUUUUGAAUAUAAUGAGUUCCUUCGAAAUCGCGCAAGUAAACAGUCAUCUCCAGCGGUAGCAUAUGGUGCUCAACCUAAUCAACCAUCCAAUAAUGCUCAUAUUGCUCAGAUAGAAUAUGAUGAGUUCCUUCAGUAUCGUGCAAAUAAGCAAACGUCUCCACAAGUAGUUUCGGUUGCACAACCUGAUGUGUCUGUCACGGCUAUUACUUUAACCAAUGGGAUCCAGACAAAACCAAAAGGGGUUGGAAAAGCCAAACCCCUAUCUUGUGUCACCCUAAACUCUGUUCUUUAUGUUUUUGGUUCUCCUUUUAGUCUAGCAUCUAUGAUUGGAACAGGACAUGAAUCACAAGGCCUUUACUAUCUUACCUCUUCAAAUUCCUUGACAGCAUGCUCCGUUAUAGAUUCCCCAAAUCUAAUUCACAAACGUCUGGGACAUCCGAGUCUAUUCAAACUGCAAAAGAUGCAUUAUACCUUCUUAAAUUAUCAUCGUCUAUCAUCACCCCAUUAUGCCUUUGUGUCGUCUUUGUCCUCUGUUUCCAUUCCUAAGACUACCGAUGAAGCACUUUCUCAUUCUGGAUGGAGGCAGGCUAUGGUUGAUGAGAUGUCUGCUUUACAUAAGAGUGGUACUUGGGAGCUUGUCUCCCUUCCUGCAGGUAGAUCUACUGUUGGUUGUCAUUGGGUUUACGCAAUUAAAAUUAGUCCAGAUGUUCAGGUAGAUCGACUUAAGGCUCGCCUUGUCGCCAAAGGGUAUACUCAGAUAUUUGGGCUAGAUUAUAGUGACACUUUCGCUCCUGUGGCUAAAAUAGCAUAUGUUCGUCUUUUUCUAUCUAUGGCUAUCGUUCGUCAUAGUCCUCUUUAUCAGUUGGACAUAAAGAAUGUUUUUCUGUAUGGUGAUCUUGAGGAAGAAGUCUAUAUGGAACAAUCACCUGGUUUUGUUGCUCAGGGGGAGUCUAGUAGCCUUGUAUGUCGAUUGCGUAGGUCAAUCUAUCGUCUGAAACAGUCUCCUCGAGCUUGGUUUGGGAAGUUCAGCACAGUAAUUCAGGAGUUUGGCAUGAAUCGUAGUGGAGCUGAUCAGACUGUGUUUUAUCGACAUUCUGCACCAGGUCGAUAUCUAUUUGGUUGUUUAUGUUGA
Molecule: messenger RNA, 1698 nt
Organism: Solanum pennellii
Lineage: Eukaryota; Viridiplantae; Streptophyta; Magnoliopsida; Solanales; Solanaceae
Exons: 5
Coding region: 1-1698 (565 amino acids)
Source: RefSeq, a predicted model, not a curated record